Molecule: messenger RNA, 1122 nt
Organism: Mizuhopecten yessoensis (Yesso scallop)
Lineage: Eukaryota; Metazoa; Mollusca; Bivalvia; Pectinida; Pectinidae
Product: carbohydrate sulfotransferase 15-like
Exons: 6
Coding region: 144-755 (203 amino acids)
Biological process (GO): hexose biosynthetic process
Molecular function (GO): N-acetylgalactosamine 4-sulfate 6-O-sulfotransferase activity
Source: RefSeq, a predicted model, not a curated record
GCAAACCAUCCGGCUGCAAACUCAUACACCCACAGUCGUUUACUGAAUAUUUAGACUAUUUUAAUCCUGCUGCGGAAAUCCUGCAAGUUGCUAAUGAUACCCAGAGGAGAAAAAUUAUAACGGGUGAAGGUAGCGGGGGUACUAUGUGGUAUCACGCAUGGUGGUGGUGGAAUCCUAAAAAUAAAAAUGACAAGGAACCUGGAUUACUCAACGCUCAUUUCAUACGUCACAUCCUGCCGGAUGUGAAAUUGUUGGCCAUUCUUAGAAACCCAGUUGACCGGUUGUUUUCUGCUUUUCUAUAUUUCGGGAAAAAAGCAAAAAAGUCUGUUAAAUUGUUCCAUAGCAUAGUGACCACUUCAGUGAACAAAUUCAACACGUGCUUAGCAAAGGAAAGCCUACGACACUGUGCUUACAAGGAAUGCACUACUCCGACUAGCUUGUGUCUUGGCUUAUACGCUGUGUACCUAAAAGACUGGAUGGACAUUUUUCCCCGGAAACAACUUCUCGUCCUCUCAUUAGACGAAUACUCGACGAACCCGUCAAUGACCAUGUUGAAAAUACAUAAGUUCCUUGAUUUACGUGAUAUUGGUAACGUUGCAACUACAGCAAAACAUCACAAUGAAAGAAGACCGUCAACCCGAGCAGUAGGGCAGAUGCUCAACGAGACCAGACAUAUAUUGGAACAAUUUUAUAAGCCGUUCAAUGACGCACUCUUUCUAUUAUUGAACGACACAAGAUUUCUUUGGAAAACAUGAUGCACUUUUACAUCCUUGUGUCUUUAGAUAGUUUGUGGCAUAGCAUAGUUUCUGUGAAGUGUAUAAAUAGUAAAUCUGUUCAAUGUAUGCAUACACUAUUGAUGUUUCUAUGGAGUAUGUCAUUUCAAAAUAUGUUUCUAUGGAGUGUGUAGAUUAGGAAUAUAGGCUGUGGAGUUUGUAAAUAAAUAUUGUAUUUCUGAGGAGAGUGUAGAUGAAGAAUGUUUUUCUGUGCAAUGUGAGAAUAUGAAAUGUAUUUCUGUGGAAGGUGCAGAUAAAAACUUUAUAUAUCUGUGAAAUAGUUCUCGGUGGAAUAUAAAAUGUGAUGAAUUGUACAGCAAGAACAGGUUGGAAUAAAAUUUAAUCAUUU